GCCUCGUUGUCAGUUGCGCCGCCAUUUUAUGUAACAGUUGUAGCUUGGCGAUCGUGAGCAGUGUUGUGCGCGAACGUACUUGUGUUAAAAUAUUUCCGAAUUGUUCAGUGAUUUAUCUCUAUACUAACAAUACAAUAUUGUACUUUAUUAUUAAACUGUGAUUGCAGUGUAAUACUAGUGGUUUUAAAUCGAUAUACUACAUCUAUGCUACUUCUUCCCUUCGAUGAUCCAAUACGUUUAUAUUCAGGAAGAGUAAGCGUAUUGCGAACAUUGUGAUAUGGCUAGAGUUCUGUUAUACGAGAGAGUACUGGAUGCUGUACUCACAAAUCCAUCACGUGAUACAGAGAUCCAAAAUGGAAUGAAGAUUAAAGAAGAGCCUGAUGAUACGACACUAAAUACUGGCACGACGGAGACAUUAGUUAGAAAUUUUUAUCUGAAAAAUGAUACGUUAAUUAGAAAUUCUAAUAUAAUCAAUCAUGACAAAGUAUCAUUACCAGAAAACGAUGUUUUGCACAAAAUCAUAAAUAAUGAAGAAAAUAAACAAAUAUCCAAUGGUCAUUCAGCAUACAUAGAUAGUGCAGAUGAAAUUUUGAAUUUAAAACGUAAAAGAACGAAAACAGAACAAGCACGCGACAGAACAGAACUUGCACAGAAGAAACAAAAGCGUGCUAAUGAUUUCCAAAUUUCUAAAAAUGAAAAUAUGAAUAUGUUUACGGAAACAACUGGAAAAUUAAGAAAAUUUAGAAAAAGAAGAAAACGACAAAGCAUUACAUCGGAUUCUAGAACCAAAAAGCAACACACAGCUCGACCAUCAAAAAGAAAAGUUUCCACUGAAUGUAACAUAUGUUUUAGGAAGUUUUCUUGUUUUCGAUAUUGUGAAACUCAUAAACAAUAUUAUAUUGGAAAUUAUAAAUGCACAAAAUGUAAAAAGCCUUAUAUAACACUCAAGGAACUUCAUUUGCAUACCAUGAAAUGUAACAAUGUAACACAUAAUCAGUCAAUGGUCAAUAAUCCCUCAAGCAUAUAUUGUAACUUUUGCAAUCGUGUUUUUAGAAAGAAAAUACUUCUACAAUCACACUUGUUUCAUGUGCAUAAUGAAUUAAUAUAUUCCAAUAACAUAACUGAAUGUGAAAAUGCAAAAUCUAAGAAUGAAAAUAUACUUUGUGAAAAUAAUACUUUGACUGAUGCACAUGAAAAGUCACUAUGUGCAAAUAAUCUUGUUAAAUCAAAGAAACGAAAUAUUAAUUUUAUAAAUAAUAAUAGUUCCGGGAGCGAUGAUGAUAUGACAAAGACUGAGAGCUUAAAAACUGAAGAAUCUUUCAGUGAUGGAAUGUCACCUACGAAAAAACUACGGCAACCAACAUUAACGGAAUAUCUUGAGCUCUGCAAAAGAAAACGCGAUGUUAGUGCCAGUCUAAAUAAAUUUAACAUUAUGAAAGAUAAUUUUUCGUCUACUUUAUUUCAUGGUGAAAAAACAGCAAAAAAUUUUAAACCGAAGUUUUCAGAAAUGUGUAAUGAACAAGUUGAUUCUUUAUCUACAAAAUCAAGUAAUUCAGGACAAACGGCAUAUUCUACUUUGGAGCAAGAUAAAAAUAUCCAAAGCCACGAAAUGCCCAAAAAGCCAUUUGUAAAAUUACAUGCGGAUGUUGAAAUGAUGAAAUCUUUUUUGGAAAAACUUCCAAAUAUAACUAUUGAAGAUAAAGUAAUCAAAGAUCAAAAGAAUGAUAUUGCUUCAUAUUAUCAUGAAGUGCCAUAUAGUCUACGGUCUCUAAGAACUAUAUCUUCCAUGGAAACAAUUUCAAAUUCAAGGAAGAGGAACAGCAAAGACAUACUUAAGAAAUCUCAACCUAACGCAGAACGUACUAGUACUAGAACGGAACAUAAUGAGACUAAUUCAAGUAAAACAGAUUCCAACUUUUGGGAACCUAUUAUGGUUCGUUUUAAGUGUAAGGAUUGUAGAAUUAUUUUAACAAGAUGCGAUGAGAAGAUAAGAAAUUGUCAUCAAAUUCCUUCAGUUAAAAUGACGUCUAAUGAAAACAUUUCUGUUCCUUCUCAAAGCAAUUCUAUGUUAUUUCAAGAAAAUGAUAUACAAAAUAAAAUGUUGAAUAAAGUGUUGAAAAACUUAGAAGUUUCUCUGGAACGUUUAACAACUGUUUCAGCUGUAGAUAUUACAAAAAUGAAGACAGUGUCAGACAUCGAAAAAUGCAAUAAUGAUUCUUUUUUAUGUAAAGUUUGUAAGAAAAGUUUUUCUUCAAAAUUGGACAAGCAUAUGCACAUUAAGUCAUCUCAUGUAGGAUAUAUGUCAAGUAUAUGCGACGCACGAUUUAAGCUGAAACAUAAAUUACUUCAACAUUAUUUGAGUGAACAUCUACUUAAACAAAAUCAAUGUUGCGUUUGUUAUAUAUUCUUAUCUAAUUAUGUAGAGUUGAGGCGACACUUAACUCUUCAUUGUUUGAAAUAUGUUCAAAGAGAAAAUGAUCAAUGUCCAAUAGAUAUUGAGAUAAAAUGCAGCUCGAUAAAAAACAAUUAUAAAUGUCUUCAAUGUGAUCAAGCAUUCGCAACGCAGUCUACUUUGAUGAUGCAUCAAAGUUUUUGUAUACUACAAGAAGAAAUGAUCGAAAAUCAAAAAGAUUCCAUACAGAAGAUAAAUGCGUUCCCAAAAAUUAUUCUCAAGAUGCAGCGCAGCAAGAAUACCAAUGGACUUAAAGUUAUACAUGAUAAAAAUACUCAUUUUGAUGAAUGCUCAAGUAAAAACUCUAUAGAAAUGACAAACAAACAUCAGAAAUCACUAAUUAAUGAAGAAAAUUCAAAAGUUAUUGAAGAAGAUUCAGAAGUUAAUGAAGAGCCAAAAAUUAAUGAAGAUAAACAAAAAUCUUCUGUUAAUAAUAACUUAGCUACAAAGGAAAUGGAGAUUAUCGACGAAUCACGGAACUCUGAAAAACUUUUAGAAAAUAGUAAUUCGAUUAGUAACCAAGAUACUGCGAGUGCGCAAUUGGAAGUCAUUAAACCAAAAAUUAACAUUUUUCCUUGUAAUAUAUGUGGAAAACAAUUUCAUACCCUUAAAAAUUUGCAGCAUCACAUACGCAGUUUUAGUAAUACUACUGAUAUCUGUCCGAUAUGUGGCACUGCAUUCAGUUCAAAACGUCUCCUACAAUCGCAUAUUACUGCGGCACAUGUACCACAAAUUUCAAAAACCUACAGUUUUCAUUGUAUGUUUUGUAAUCAAGGUUUUUUUAAAAAAUAUGAACUGCGAUCUCAUAUAUUACAUCUGCAUGGCCAACAAAUACUUGACACAAUCACGCACGAUUCUCGCGCGAAUCAAGAGAAAUCAGAUACUCAACCCGCAAUGUGUAAUAUAUGUAAUUUAGUAUUUGAGACGCAUAACCGUUACACAGAACACAAAAUGUAUUAUUACAAGAAUCAUACAUUCUUAUGCUCGCUCUGUGGACAAAAUUUUCAGGGAAUGUAUAUGUUGAAUCAUCAUAACAAACUCACACAUUAUUCAGAAGAUAAACGUAAAUCUUAUAAUUAUAUUUGCGAAAUAUGCGGCGAAGGAUUUAGCCAUGAAUCUCAUUUUCAUUCGCACAAUAUGCAUGUCCAUUUAAAUGAAGAAAAUUUGAGUGAGAUUGCAAAAGAAUCUGAAGGAAAAAGCCAAUUUGAUCACACAUCCGAUAUUCAAGAACAAAUUAGAGAUUCAACAAAUCAAAAAGAAAUUGAACAAUUGCCUAAUGAAUACAUUUGUCAUAUUUGUCAACUAAAAUGUAUAGAUGCUGAUGAUAUGGAAAAGCAUACAGCACUUUACUCUAAUGACGGCAAUUUUAAAUGCGAUAGAUGCAAAAGGCAAUGUAAAACACUUGAUCUACUUUAUCAACAUAGAACAUUAACUCACAUUUGCCGUGAUAUUUAUAAUGGAUAUGUUUGCUGCAUUUGCGGCGAAGUUUUGGAAACAAUUAUUUCAUUGGAAUGUCACAAAAAACAUUUUCAUUCGAACGAUAUUGCAUUCAAAUGCAAUAAUGCCGAUGACUCUAAGAAUUGUAAACAGACAUUACCUUCGAAUACUGUAAGUAAAAUAAUAACAUAUCAACUUGAAUCUAACGAUACACAUAAUACAGCAAAAUGCAGAUAUAAUUGUUUGUUCUGCGACAUGAAAUUUUUCUCUGCUAAUGCUAUCCAGACACAUAUAAUUCAAACGCAUAUUGAAGAUUUAUUUGCCAAACGCACUGGUAUAAAACCUACACCUUCCAUUAUUGAAAGCGACAAUAUUUGCGAACCGUCCGUUCAACAGUUAGUUGAAGCUGAUCAAACAUCAGCGAUAGCAACUACAACAUCAACAGUAAUUGCAACAUCAGCAACUACAAUAGCAACAUCAGCAGUAGCAACUACAACAUCAGCAGUAGCAACUACAACAUCAGCAGUAGCAACUACAUCAGCAGUAGCAACUACAACAUCAGCAGUAGCAACUACAACAUCAGCAGUAGCAACUACAACAUCAGCAGUAGCAACUACAACAUCAGCAAUAGCAACUACAACAUCAGCAGUAGCAACUAUAACAUUAGCAGUAGCAACUACAUCAACAACAGCAACUACAACAUCGUCAACAAUUGUAACCUCAACAGUAGCAACUACAAGGUCAACCUCAGUAAUAGUCGCUACAACAUCAACAUCAGCAACAUCGGUAGCAACAUUUGAAGAUAACCCAGCGCUAUUUCUUCAAGAUGAAUUCCCAAAUAAUAUUUCAAAUAAAAAUGGAAUAAAAGGUAAAACUAAUAUCGAAUUACCAAAUCAGAUUACGCUUUCGAAAAAUAACAAAACUAUACCGGACAUUUCUACGAUACCAUCUAUUAGAUUACCAGCUAAUAUAACAAACUCUAUAGCUAUUGCAUUAACUAAUUAUUUUCCUUAUAAACCUUCCUUAAUUCCUCUAUCCAUUGAAUCAGAAUCAUCUAAUAACCCUUCAAAAAGUUAUACAAAUUCUAUAAAAUCUGGGUCGAUCAAUGAAUUUGAAACCAACUCAACAUCGUCAUCAAAUAAAUUUAUCCAUAAUAACUCUGGAUUAUUCGAAGCUAUGUUUCUUGUACCACAAGGUUCGAAAAGCAAUGAAAUUACAAAUCAAAACCCAAUGAGCACUUACAAUCCGAAUUCUAGUUAUACGUGUCCUUUAUGUUCAUUAGAAUAUCCAUCUUUGAUGUUUUUUCAUGCCCAUCUGAAAUAUGCUCAUGUAGAUUCUAUUCGAACUAAUAUAAUUAACCUAUUUAAUCAAUCAGAGAUUCAAGAGAUUUCCCUAAUAAAAUGUUUAUUAUGUCUAUGUACAUUUACUGAUGAAAAUAAAUAUAAAAGUCAUUUGAAAAAUUCUCAUACUCGUACAGGUGUCUCGAACUCUCAGAAUAUGAGAAAAAUAGAUGAUAAGGAGAAAAACACAACAAAAAACACUCCUGAAAUUAUUACUCUGGAUGAUGAUGAUGACGACAAUGUCGAGAAUAAUUUGAAUCAAUGUACAACCAAAUCUACAACCACGCUCGUUCAUGAAAAACAGGAUGAAAAACAGGAUGAAAAAAUUGGUAAAUUGAGAGUGAAACCUUUUGCGAAGAUUAUGGAAAAUUUAUCUAUAGAGUAUGCAUCGAAACACCCGUCUAAAAAAGUCUCUCAUUUUACAUAAAAGUUCUAAAUUUAAUUACGACAGUGCAGUUAAUAACAUUAAUUCCAUUAAAUAUUUAUAAGAUUCUUGCAAGAUCUUGUAUUGAUGAUUUAUUAUAGAAAGAUAGUGAUGAUAGAUAAUGAUGACGAGAAUUAAUUUAUUCGUUAUAAUAUAUGAAUAUGAUUCCUAAUUAAGUAUUGUAUGGUUAGAUAGAUAGUUGCGUAAAUUUUAUUUCAUAU
Molecule: messenger RNA, 5874 nt
Organism: Camponotus floridanus (Florida carpenter ant)
Lineage: Eukaryota; Metazoa; Arthropoda; Insecta; Hymenoptera; Formicidae
Exons: 3
Coding region: 278-5656 (1792 amino acids)
Biological process (GO): regulation of transcription by RNA polymerase II
Cellular component (GO): nucleus
Molecular function (GO): RNA polymerase II transcription regulatory region sequence-specific DNA binding; DNA-binding transcription factor activity, RNA polymerase II-specific
Source: RefSeq, a predicted model, not a curated record